Molecule: messenger RNA, 1689 nt
Organism: Sphaeroforma arctica JP610
Lineage: Eukaryota; Ichthyosporea; Ichthyophonida
Product: 2-oxoisovalerate dehydrogenase subunit alpha, mitochondrial
Exons: 7
Coding region: 126-1457 (443 amino acids)
Biological process (GO): branched-chain amino acid catabolic process
Molecular function (GO): oxidoreductase activity, acting on the aldehyde or oxo group of donors, disulfide as acceptor
Source: RefSeq, a predicted model, not a curated record
CAAUUGCGAGGCGCAUAACGUACGUGAUCAUACAAAAGGGAGGUAAUUCAAUUUGUGAAAUACAUUUCUCUUCAUAGCACAGUCAUUGUUGUCGAAACAUUUUAAAAGGGAAUUUAUCGAGCAGUAUGUUGAGUGCAGCCGGGUCACGUUUGGCACGCACCAACGUAUUACACAAUAACACCCUGCUAAAGUGUAGCGCCACACAGACAUGGCUACGAACAUGUAGGCAGUCAAGAUGUAUGUCAACAUCGACGACCGAGAAGGAACGAACACGUUUUCCCGGCGCUAUUGCCAAUUAUACGCAAGAGCUCAAGUUUAAGGUACCUAAGAAUGAAGAGCCAAUCGAAACCUAUCGCGUUAUGAACAAGAAGGGCGAGGUUAUCAAUCCGGAAUGUGACCCAAACCUUCCAGAGGAAAAAGUGGUGCAUAUGUACAAGACAAUGGUACAGCUACAAGCCAUGGACAAUGUUUUGUUCGAGGCGCAGCGACAAGGACGCGUUUCUUUUUACAUGACUUCCUACGGAGAGGAGGGUACACAAAUUGGUAGCGCCGCGCCGUUGCUUCCCGGCGAUGUGGUGUAUGGACAGUACCGUGAGGCGGGGGUUUUGAUGUACCGGGGUUUCACGCUUGACGAGUUCAUGAAUCAAUGCUAUUCCAAUGCUCUCGAGCAAGGAAAAGGCCGCCAGAUGCCUGUGCAUUACGGGUCCAAGAAACUGAAUUUUCAAACGAUAUCAUCGCCUCUUGCCACACAAAUGCCCCAGGCCGCUGGAGCUGCUUACGCACUCAAGCGAAAAGGAGAGGGACACUGUGUUGUCUGCUAUUUCGGCGACGGGGCUGCGUCUGAGGGUGAUGCGCACGCCGCCUUCAAUUUUGCGGCGACCUUGGACUGUCCAGUGAUUAUGUUUUGCCGUAACAACGGAUUUGCGAUUUCUACGCCCACCAAUGAGCAGUACAGAGGUGACGGUAUUGCCUCUAGAGGAAGCGGAUACGGGAUUGAUGCCAUCAGAGUCGACGGUAAUGAUAUCUUCGCAGUAUAUAACGCAAUGACGGCAGCGCGAAAGAAGGCUGUCGAGAACAACCAGCCCGUUAUCAUUGAGAGCAUGACUUAUCGAAUCGGACACCACAGUACCUCUGACGAUUCAUCCGCCUAUCGAUCAAUACAGGAAGUCAACUACUGGGACAAGGAAGAUCAUCCAGUAAGUCGACUCCGCAUGUAUAUGACCAACAAGGGCUGGUGGGAUACAGAGAAGGAUGAUGAACUCAAGAAAACAUCCAGAAAGAACAUUCUGGCCGCAUUCGGAAAGGCCGAGAAGGUAGCCAAGCCAUCGAUCGACCAUCUCUGGACGGACGUCUACGACGAGAUCCCGGAGAGUCUUAAGAGACAGCAAGAAGAGCUCAAGGAACAUUUGGAGAAGUAUGGGCGGGAAUACGCACUGGAAGACCACGAGAAACUCUAAUUUUGCACAAUUUAGAACUGUGUGAAGCCAUAAACGGAUAUUAAAAUAAUCGAAAUGCGUAUGGGAAAUAAUAGACUAGGCAAAUGCGCAUUAAAAAAAUAAUAAGCUAAGCGAAUUGUUUGCAGAAUGCACGCGAAUACUGGAAGUGCUUUGCCGUAUAUCACUACUGCCCAAUAAGCCUACAGAGGCCUUUUCAAAAAAAAAAGACCGAAUUUCAAAUUCUUAUGGAAAU